Molecule: messenger RNA, 3361 nt
Organism: Phacochoerus africanus (Common warthog)
Lineage: Eukaryota; Metazoa; Chordata; Mammalia; Artiodactyla; Suidae
Gene: RASAL1
Product: RAS protein activator like 1
Exons: 21
Coding region: 302-2746 (814 amino acids)
Biological process (GO): regulation of GTPase activity; cellular response to calcium ion; negative regulation of Ras protein signal transduction
Molecular function (GO): GTPase activator activity
Source: RefSeq, a predicted model, not a curated record
CCCCCGCCUGCCCACCAAGAGCGUCAAUCUAGAAAGCGAGGGCUGGCGGUGUGCCCCCGCGCUCUGCCGGCUCGGUGCCUGACUCCUACCUGUAGAGUCCGGGGGGGCGCCCUUCCGCGGACACCUAUUCUUCUCCUUCGGAAACCUCCCGCCCGGCUACCCACGUCUCGGACAGGCGGCCCUGGGACCCCGGGACAGGGUGCCAGGCUCGCCGCUGGUGACAUGUAGACGCCCUACCAGCCGCGGUCCAAGCCUCGGAUCUUGGGCGUCCUCCCGACCGGAAAGUUUGGGGCUGGGCGCCAUGGCCAAGAGCAGCUCCCUGAAUGUCCGCGUGGUGGAGGGCCGGGCGCUGCCCGCCAAGGAUGUGUCUGGGAGCAGUGACCCCUACUGCAUAGUGAAAGUGGACGACGAGGUGGUGGCCAGGACAGCAACCAUCUGGCGGAGCCUGAGCCCCUUCUGGGGGGAGGAGUACACAGUGCACCUGCCCCUGGAUUUCCACCAUCUGGCCUUCUACGUGCUAGACGAGGAUACCGUGGGGCACGAUGACGUCAUAGGCAAGAUCUCACUGAGCAGGGAGGCCAUUGCAGCUGACCCCCGAGGAAUUGAUAGCUGGAUCAACCUGAGCCGCGUGGACCCGGAUGCCGAGGUGCAGGGUGAGAUCUGCCUGGCUGUGCAGAUGCUGGAGGAUGUGCGGGGCCGUUGUCUUCGCUGUCAUGUGCUCCAGGCCAGGGAUCUGGCCCCCCGAGACAUCUCCGGCACGUCUGACCCAUUUGCACGUGUGUUUUGGGGCAGCCAGAGCUCAGAGACUUCGACCAUCAAGAAGACGCGCUUCCCACACUGGGACGAGGUGCUGGAGCUGCGGGAGAUGCCAGGUCCCCCAGCCCCGCUGCGGGUGGAGCUCUGGGACUGGGACAUGGUCGGCAAGAAUGACUUCUUGGGCAUGGUGGAGUUUCCCCCGCAGGUCCUGCAGCAGAACCCGCCCAAUGGCUGGUUCCGCCUCCUGCCCUUUCCCAGAGCAGAGGAGGAUUCUGGGGGGAACCUGGGUGCUCUGCGGCUGAAGGUACGCCUGACCGAGGACCGUGUCCUACCCUCCCAGUACUACCAGCCACUCAGGGAGCUUCUCUUGGAGUCUGUGCUGGGGCCAGCAGAGGAGGAUGCCGCUAGCCCCCUGGCUGUCCUGGAGGAGCUGACCUUGGGGGACUGCCGCCAGGAGCUUGCCACCAAGCUGGUGAAGCUCUUUCUCGGCCAGGGUCUGGCUGGACCCUUUCUGGACUACCUCACACGGCGUGAGGUGGCACGGACCACCGACCCCAACACCCUCUUCCGUUCCAACUCUCUGGCAUCAAAGUCAAUGGAGCAGUUUAUGAAGCUCGUGGGCAUGCCCUACCUGCAUGAGCUCCUGAAGCCCGUGAUUAACCGCGUCUUCGAGGAGAAGAAGUACAUGGAGCUGGACCCGUGCAAGAUGGACCUGGGCCGCACCAGGAGAAUCUCCUUCAAGGGUGCACCUUCCGAGGAGCACGUGCGGGAGGCCAGCCUGGGGCUGCUGACGGGCUACCUGGGGCCCAUCGUGGAUGCUAUUGUGGGCUCCGUGGGGCGCUGCCCACCCACCAUGCGCCUCGCCUUCAAGCAGCUGCACCAGCGUGUGGAGGAGCGUUUUCCCCAGGCAGAGCACGAGGAUGUGAAGUACCUGGCCAUAAGUGGCUUUCUCUUCCUGCGAUUCUUCGCACCUGCCAUCCUCACCCCGAAGCUGUUCGACCUCCGGGACCAGCACGCAGAUCCCCAGACCAGCCGCUCACUGCUGCUCCUUGCCAAGGCUGUGCAGAGCAUCGGAAACCUGGGCCAGCAGCUGGGCCAGGGCAAGGAGCUCUGGAUAGCCCCCCUUCAUCCCUUCCUGCUGCAGAGUAUUGCACGUGUGAGAGACUUCCUGGACCAGCUGGUGAACGUGGAUGGGAAGGAGGAGGCUGGGGGCCCAGCCAGGGCCUUGGUCCCACCCUCAGUGACCGUUCGAGAAGGCUACCUGCUGAAGCGCAAGGACGAGCCCACCAGCCUGGCCACGCGCUUUGCCUUCAAGAAACGCUACUUCCGACUCAGUGGGGAGAUGCUGUCCUACUCCAAGAGUCCUGAGUGGCAGACGUGCUCCUCUAUCCCUGUGUCGCACAUCCGCGCGGUGGAGCGCGUGGACGAGGGCGCCUUCCAGUUGCCGCACGUGAUGCAGGUGGUGACGCAGGACGGCGCGGGGGCGCUGCACACCACCUACCUCCAGUGCAAGAAUGUGAACGACCUCAACCAAUGGCUGUCGGCCCUGCGCAAGGCCAGCGCCCCCAACCCAGACAAGCUGGCCGCUUGCCACCCCGGUGCCUUCCGCAGCGCGCACUGGACCUGCUGCCUCCAGGCAGAGCGCUCAGCUGCUGGCUGCAGUCGCACACACUCAGCGGUCACCCUGGGGGACUGGAGUGACCCCCUAGAUCCCGAUGCUGAAACCCAGAUGGUAUAUCGGCAGCUGCUCCUAGGGCGGGACCGGCUCAGGAUGACAUUCCUGGAGGAUUCCAACAUGGAUCCAGCUCCAGAGGCAGACACAGAGAAGGGCUCCUGCAGUGCCAUGGAAGGGGCCUGUCCUGAUGCCCCAGCUCAGCAGAGAGAGGCAGCUGCCCGCCUGCUGAAGGUGCUUGCAGACCUGGAUCAAGCCCACGAGGAAUUCCAGCAGCAGGAGCAGGGGAAGGUGGCCCCAGGCUCCUUCAGCCCCUGAGGAGGUGCCAGAGCCAGCCUGGAAGGAGGAGGAAGGAGCCAGUGUCCUCAUGGUUGUCCUGUACCUCGUUGAUGCUGUGGCUUGCAGUCUCCUGGAGAUAUCUUAGUCUUAUGUGUCCUAAGCCCAGACCCCAGGGUAUGGAAGCCCUUUGGCAGGGGACCAGCCUUGCACUGAAUGAAUCUCACCCUCUGGGUUGAGGCAAAUUGGAGUGGAUGGAAUGAGGAACCUGACUCACUUGGCUCAGCCUGAGGUCUCUGCUUCACCAGACUGGCUUCUACCCACACCAAUAAGGCCAGCCUGGCCCUGCACUGCUGAAUACAGCUGUACCUGAAUUCCUCACGUCCAUGUGGCCUUGUUGCCCCCUGACAGGUGCUCGGCCCUUCCUGUUUUCAUGUCUGCCAAUCCCUGUAAACUCACUGAUCCUCCUGAACCCUGUCCUUGGCCGAGAGUCCUAACCACAAGCUUCCAGAAUCAGGUGCCUUCAGGAAUAACUGAAGCCGAGAGCCUGAUGUACCUGAUUUAGACCCUUGGAGCCUGGGAGACCUUGGCCAGCCUCUUUCCCUCUCUUUGAGCCUCAGUUUACUCUGUAUAAAAUGAAGAGGGAGUGAGUAUAAA